This is a messenger RNA of Pseudopodoces humilis (Tibetan ground-tit), 801 nucleotides long. Its product is annotated as START domain-containing protein 10-like. Gene Ontology annotation, molecular function: lipid binding. NCBI's taxonomy places the organism in Eukaryota, Metazoa, Chordata, Aves, Passeriformes, Paridae. The record is from RefSeq and is a predicted model, not a curated record.
AUGUCCAGAGGAGGGGAGAUGGUUUAUAUCCCGGAUGACUCCGACUUCAGCUCCUUCAGGGAUCAGUGCGAGAGCCUGGAGGGCUGGCACUGUCGGUACAACAAGGCUGGCGUGACCGUGUGGAGUCAGGGCCAGGAGGAAAGCUGCACCGUGCAGAAAAUCAAGACCCGCAUCUCCUGCAAGGACGUUCCUGCCGAGACCCUCUAUGACGUGCUGCACGACACCCGCUACCGCAAGAAGUGGGACUCCAACAUGAUCGAGACCUACGACAUCGGCCGCCUCACCGUCAACGCUGAUGUUGGAUACUACUCCUGGAAGUGCCCGAGCCCCUUGAAGAACCGGGAUUUCGUCACGCUGCGCUCCUGGCUGCCCCUGGGCAAUGACUACAUGAUCAUCAACUACAGCGUCAAGCACCCGAAAUACCCGCCGAGGAAGGAUUUCGUGAGGGCCGUGUCCCUGCAGACCGGGUACCUGAUCAAGGCCAACGGGGACGGUGCCUGCAUCCUCUAUUACCUCACCCAGGUGGACCCUCGCGGGUCGCUGCCAAAGUGGGUGGUGAACCGCGUGUCCCAGUUUGUGGCACCGAAGGCGAUGAAGAAGAUCUACAAGGCUGGGCUGAAGUACCCGGAGUGGAAGCGCCGGCACGACCCCGAGUACAAGCCCUGGGUGUACCCCGAGCAGAACACGCUGCCCAGCGUCAGCCUGGCCGAGCUCUCCGUGCAGCACGCGGAUUCCCUGGAAAACAUCGACGAGACCGGGCUGCCUGAGGAGCACCUGAGCACCAGCGACCACGAGGCCUGA